Prorocentrum cordatum is the source of this 3085-nucleotide messenger RNA. The record is from the annotation of a GenBank genome assembly. NCBI's taxonomy places the organism in Eukaryota, Dinophyceae, Prorocentrales, Prorocentraceae.
GGCGGCGCCGUGGGCGGGGCGCCGCACGCGGCCCGGGCCGCGGACGGGCGAGGCGGCGACAGCGAGGGCAACGAGGUCGCGGCCGCCAUCGUGGCGCGCAUCCGGCGGGCCCGAGACGCACUGGAGCUCACCGGGGAGAUCACGCCCUUCGGCUCGCACGUGAACGGCCUCCGGACUGCCACCUCCGACUGCGACCUGGCCUACUCUCUGGAGGAGGGGGGUGCGAAGCCCAUCGUGGUGCUCCAGCGCUUCGCGAGCGAGCUCCCGAAGCACGGCUUCACCGGAAUCAUCACGGUGUUCCAGGCCUCCGUGCCCCUGGUCAAGGCGAUCGACGAGAGCGGCGUGGAGGUCGACCUCUGCAUCGGGAACCAGCUGGGGAUCCGGAACAGCAAGCUGGUCGGGGCUUACUGCGGCCUCGACCCGCGAGUAGCAGAGGUUGGCCGCUCCGUGAAGCAGUGGGCCAAGUCGAUGGAGCUAGUCGGGAGCAGCGAUGGCCACCUGAACUCCUACGCGUUCACUCUGAUGACGCUCUUCUACCUGAUGAAGAGGCGACCUCCGGUGCUUCCGAACCUCCAGGAGCCGGAGCCGAAGUGGGCGCUGAAGCGCGGCGCCGACGAGCAAGGCAGUCAGGAGCGGAAGAAGCUGCCGACGCAGAUCGGCGGCAGCGGCACCAAGCAGCAGCUCCUAGAGCGCAUGAUAAAAGUGCUCGCCGCGCUGGCUCUCACGCAGGAGGCCGAGCUUCGAGAGCAGAUCGCGGCGGUCUACCACACCUUCCUCAUCCCCGCCGCCUCGCCCAUUGCGUCCGCGAUGAAGCGGGCGGGCCAGGAAUACCACGCCCACGCCAAGCAGCUGAAGGCGAACGGCGGGCAGGACGGAGGAUGCGGGGGCCACGACAUCCUUGGUCCGCCGUUUCUUCACGUGUUCAAGGCGCUGGUCAAGGCAGCACACGAGACGGCGGACCUCAAUCAGACGCACUGCGAGACGAUCGAGGCUUUCUGGACGAACCAGGUGCUGAAGGAGGAUUUGCACUCGCUGGCGGAGCAGAUCCGCCUCGGGAGGAUCAAGGCGGCGGUGUGCUCGGCCAUCAAGACGGGGAACGGGGUGAAGAAGAUCGGCCCACCGCCGAGGGGCCCGCUGGCGAGGGAUGCCUCGAAGUUGCUUGAGGAGCUGAACAACCUCAGCUGCGACGCGUGGUCGUUUAAGGCCCCCGGGAGAUUCGGAGAAAGGGAAGGGACGGGGUACGGCGGGGAGUGGGCGGGGGUGGAGGGCAGUAAGGCGCGCGGCUUGUGCCGUCAGGCCCACGCGUGGGCCAUCCACGCGCCGUGGCGCCUGCAGGCCAGCGCGAUGCAGCAGCGCGUCAACAUGAACGGGUGCCACCUGGACGCAGACAAGACGAGUCGCAUGAUCGCACUUGCAAGCGCGGGCUCCUGCGAGGCGGCGCGGGGCAUAGGGCGCCCGGGUAGAGUCAGAGCAAGAAGACUUCAGGAAGCGCGGGUUCCGGGCCCGGCCACUGGUCUCGACGGGGCACUGCGCGCGGAGCCCAAGGACCGCGUCAGAGGGGCGUCGGAAGGACCAGAGUGCGCAGGCAAGGUGGAGAACGGCAAUGCGCACAUGGGGCCGCCCCGCGCGCACAGCAGGGCAGCGUUCUUCGACGAGCUGGCGCACCUGAUAUACCAUCUCCGCGCGGCGACGCGCGUGGCCAUCACGAACAGCGGGGGCGAUGCGAUCGCCGGAGCGCCGCCUCGGACGGCACUCGGGCGCAGGCCGCGGAACUACCUGCGCGACCGCAUCGCGAACGUGCGCACUUGCAGCUACUGGAAAUGGCGGCUGUGGCACCCUGCUCCAGUGGACCAAGACUGGGGCGAGCGCUUCGUCACGAGUGCGAGCCGGGACCUCGGCGGGCACCAGGACCUCUGCGAGCGGUACGAGAUCCGCGACCGCAGGUAUUACGAGCACAAGUGCAGCCGAGCAGACAGGUGGGGUCGCGAGAUACCGUGGGACUGCAGAUUUUGGGAGGAGAUUAGCCUCAUCCCGAAGUCGCAGAAUACUGAGACGGUUGACGAGCUCUUGCAGGGUUUCUUCGAGUAUUAUUCUAGCGGGGCUUUUGACUGGAGGGAGCACGCCGUCAGCGUGCGGUUGGCCAUGACCGACAUGGAUCCGGCGUUAAAGUCGCGCUUGUACAGCCCAUCCCAGCCUGAGCAGUGGUACAUUGAAGAUCCUUUCGACCUGCGGCACAACCUAGCGUCACAGUGCUCCCGAGGGGGCAGAGCGAGGAUUAUGGACAAGAUUGGGGAGACCCUUCGCAGCAUGAGCACGGGCGCGAACCCGCGCGCUGGCUUCGAGGUGCGGGAGGCCUUUCUGGCCUUCAACAGCGAGAACGACCGCAGGUGGGUCACAUGGAGAGACGAGGUGGGCCACCACUCUGGACUCUUCGGCCCGAGCAGGAGGGUACACAAGCUGAACGAGACGUACGUUGGCGAGUGGCAGUUGCGGUUCCUGCUCUGCAGUUCGAAGGAAGGCCCCGAGCCGAGGGUGCGGGACGAGCCCCCCGAGGAUGCCCAGAAGGUGGAGACCUACGAGGAGCGGAAGGUGGAGCCCCGCGCCACGCACCGGCUGGACGAGGCCGAGAAGACGGCGGAGGACGCGGGGGAGGAGGUGCGCCGUGGCCUGCGGGUGGCGCAGAACAGGACCGACGGAGUGGGACGUCCUGAUCGAGCGCGCUCAGGCACUCGGCGUGGAUUGGGAGGAUCGAGUGCAUGGGCGAGAAGCUGCUGCUGGCCUUCCGGGGGCGCUCGGCGGAAGACGGCGGCCCGUCUCCCGGGUCGGUCUCGCCGGCGAUUGGCUUCUCCGCGGCGCCUGGGGUGGGUGCCGACGUGGAGCUGACCGGGUUGGUCGAGGACAGGAGAAGACCCCGACGGCGUUCCAGUGACCUCUCGCCGGACAUCGGCGGCGCGCAGGAGGCGCUGGGAUGACCACGUGUGCGAGCGUCCGGAAGCUUGGCCCUCCAAUUGUGUUUCAAUGCGGGCUUGCGUGGCUGGCGCGGCGGUAGGCAUUCAGGCAGGCCUUGUGACCGCAGCGGUCCACA